AUGCUUAAUUUUCAAGCACCAAAUGGCAACCUUUCUGUCAACAGUAGAACAUUCUACACCUGUGAGUCAAACCCCAACCUUCCUGUCAACAGUAGAACAUUCUACACUUGUGAGUCUAACCCCAACCUUUCUGUCAACAGUAGAACAUUCUACAUCUGUGAGUCAAACCCCAACCUUUCUGUCUACAGUAGAACAUUCUACACCUGUGAGUCAAACCCCAACCUUUCUGUCUACAGUAGAACAUUCUACACCUGUGAGUCAAACCCCAACCUUUCUGUCAACAGUAGAACAUUCUACAUCUGUGAGUCUAACCCCAACCUUUCUGUCUACAGUAGAACAUUCUACACCUGUGAGUCAAACCUCAACCUUUCUGUCAACAGUAGAACAUUCUACACUUGUGAGUCUAACCCCAACCUUUCUGUCAACAGUAGAACAUUCUACAUCUGUGAGUCAAACCCCAACCUUUCUGUCUACAGUAGAACAUUCUACACCUGUGAGUCAAACCCCAACCUUUCUGUCAACAGUAGAACAUUCUACACCUGUGAGUCAAACCCCAACCUUUCUGUCAACAGUAGAACAUUCUACAUCUGUGAGUCAAACCCCAACCUUUCUGUCUACAGUAGAACAUUCUACAUCUGUGAGUCAAACCCCAACCUUUCUGUCAACAGUAGAACAUUCUACAUCUGUGAGUCAAACCCCAACCUUUCUGUCAACAGUAGAACAUUCUACACCUGUGUGUCAAACCCCAACCUUUCUGUCAAAGUAGAACAUUCUACACCUGUGAGUCAAACCCCAACCUUUCUGUCAACAGUAGAACAUUCUACACCUGUCAGUCAAACCUCAACCUUUCUGUCAACAGUAGAACAUUCAACACAUGUGCGUCAAACCUCAACCUUCCUGUCAACAGUAAAACAUUCUACAUCUGUGAGUCAAACCCCAACCUUUCUGUCAACAGUAGAACAUUCUACACAUGUGAGUCAAACCUCAACCUUUUUGUCAGCAGUAAAACAUUCUACAUCUGUGAGUCAAACCCCAACCUUUCUGUCAUCAGUAGAACAUUCUACAUCUGUGUGUCAAACCCCAACCUUUCUGUUGUCAGUAGAACAUUCUACAUCUGUGAGUCAAACCCCAACCUUUCUGUCAACAGUAGAACAUUCUACACUUGUGAGUCAAACCCCAACCUUUCUGUCAAUGGUAGAACAUUCUACAUCUGUGGGUCAAAUCCCAACCUUUCUGUCAAGAGUAGAACAUUCUACACCUGUGAGUAAAACCCCAACCUCUCUGUCAACAGUAGAACAUUCUACACCUGUGUGUCAAACCCCGACCUUUCUGUCAACAGUAGAACAUUCUACACCUGUGAGUCAAACCCCAACCUCUCUGUCAACAGUAGAACAUUCUACAUCUGUGUGUCAAACCCCGACCUUUCUGUCAACAGUAGAACAUUCUACAUCUGUGUGUCAAACCCCAACCUUUCUGUCGACAGUAGAACAUUCUAUAUCUGUGAGUCAAACCCCAACCUUUCUGUCAACAGUAGAACAUUCAACACAUGUGAGUCAAACCUGA
This is a messenger RNA of Pecten maximus, 1563 nucleotides long. Its product is annotated as mucin-3A-like. The coding region runs from base 1 to 1563 and encodes 520 amino acids. Lineage: Eukaryota; Metazoa; Mollusca; Bivalvia; Pectinida; Pectinidae. The transcript has a single exon. The record is from RefSeq and is a predicted model, not a curated record.